UUUACGGAGCGGCAAACAGUCGUUCCAUUGUGGAAGUCGCGCACCGGAUGCAUGACACGGGAUCCUUGACGAACGGAGUGCCAUUUCUCGCUGCCAGAAAGGAGACAAGGAAUGGCGGCGUCAGCGAGAGGCCUAGCCUAUGGGCUGUGGGCUGCCGUCUUUCUUAUUGUCACGCAUGCAGUGCACAAGACACAGCCAGCUCCCAUCGACAAGGCAGCGGCACUUUACUCAGGGAAAUACGACAUUCCUGAUGUCGUGGAAGGAGACAUUUACAUGCCACCCAUCACAUCGCUGACAGACCUUCGUGCACGUACCAAGGACACACCAAUCUGGAAUAACGGUAUUGUUUACUACGUAGUGGACGAUGCCUUCGAUUCAUGGGAGAAAGAAGAAAUCUUAAGUGCGAUGCAGCAAAUAGAAGCGGUGUCUUGUGUACGUUUCAAAGAGCGCGGUGACGAAGAAGGUUUCAUUCACAUACUCAGCAAACAAGGGUGCUUCUCGGAGGUGGGCAUGUCCGGGCUUCGACAACUAGUCUCAUUGAAUUUUGAGGUGUGCGCUACAUAUGGAACUAUCGUCCAUGAGCUACUACACGUCCUCGGCUUAUGGCACGAACAAUCCCGUGCUGACAGAGACCGCUACGUUCGUGUCGUGUGGAAUAACGUUGUACCACGCUUCAAAGCGAAUUUCAUGAAAACCAACCGGGUUCCGUACCUCGACGAGGAGUACGACUACGAGUCCAUUAUGCACUACUUCUUCAAUGCAUUCUCUAAAGAUCCGGAGCAAGCGACACUCGUGCCCAAGAACCGUGGCGUCGAGUUGUUCAAUUUAGGAUUGGCAUUCAAAGAAAACAGAAUGACCAAGAUCGACAUCAGGAAACUGAACGGGAUAUACAAAUGUCCCACCGGACACCUGGGGCAAGCCGUACAAGAAUAAUAUUUUGAGAGGAGUGCUAUUAAGUUUAUUGUCAAUUUCAUCAUCAUCAUUCAAUCAUCACAUCGCAGAUGACCAAAAGAGCGAUCGAUAGCAAUAUGAAUAAACGUAUGUUCCAUGCA
This is a messenger RNA of Ornithodoros turicata, 1052 nucleotides long. RefSeq names its product hatching enzyme 1.2-like. Gene Ontology annotation, biological process: proteolysis. The record is from RefSeq and is a predicted model, not a curated record. The transcript has 6 exons. Gene Ontology annotation, molecular function: zinc ion binding; metalloendopeptidase activity. NCBI's taxonomy places the organism in Eukaryota, Metazoa, Arthropoda, Arachnida, Ixodida, Argasidae. The coding region runs from base 112 to 933 and encodes 273 amino acids.